AUGUACGAGCCGAACUGCUUUGCGCAGCUCGAUGCGAUCGGCUACGAAUGGUCGCCGCCGCCCCGGUGCAUGCACCGCUGCGUCGUCCGCUUCAACGGCGCGUACUGCGUCCGCCACGUCCCGCUGUCCGCGCUCGUCCAGGCCCUUGUCGCCUUCCGCCAUCGCCACGGGCAUCUCAACGUGCCCGACGCCUUUGUCGUGCCAGAGAACGAUGCUGCGUGGCCCGAAGAAGGAUCCAACGUGCUUCUCUCGCGCGCCGCGCAGACGCUUUGCGCUCACUUUUACGAGCUCUCGGACGCAGACGUGGCGACGGUGCACAACCUUUCGCUCUGCACCGAGCUGCCGCAUUGGGACGACACGAAGCAGCUCCUCGCGCUCUACGUCAAGAUCACGAAUCAACGCGCCGUGCCGAUCGAGUUUGUCGUGCCAUCGGCAGCGCCAUGGCCACCCCGUUUCCACCACGUGGCUCUUGGCGAGGUCGCUUGGUACCUUGGUCGCAAGCGACUUGUGCUGCCACGUGGCAUGCUGCCGGAGCUCGACGCGCUCGGCGUCAUCUUUCACACGCCUGCGACCGACUUUGUCGUGCCCGAUGACUGGGACAUACCGUGGCGGGGACUGCGCCUCGGACGCUACGUACCCGAGCUCCGACAGGCCGUGGCGCAGCUACUGGUGCCAAAGGCGACGUUCGAAGCACUCGGCGAGCUGCUCGAGCGGCCGCCCGAAGUCACACCGGCGCUCUUACGCUACGAGCCGCGACCGCUGUCGCCCUCGCGCAAGCGCCGGCGGGUCGAUCACCGAGGCAUCGACGACGAGAAGGUCGACGCGCUCAUUUUGUACCGCCGCCUCUUUGGGAACCUCGCGAUCCCGCGGGACUUUGUCGUCGAGUUCUUUGACGAUCGGUGGCCCGCUCCCUUGGGCGGGUGGUUGCUCGGGACGUACGCCGCGUUAUUGCGGCACCGACGGCAUCUGUUGCCGCCCGAGAAGAAGGCGGCGCUGGACGCCCUCGGGUUUCUCUGGCAGCUCAAACCCGGCGCGAUCUCGGUCACGACGUCCCUCUCGCUCAAAGUAGCGACGUUUUCCGUGCUGAUUGCAGCGCUUCGUGCCUACAAGGCGAAGACGGGCCAUCUGGACGUCCCCGCUGGCUACGCCGUUCCUCUCGGCGCUCCGUGGCCCUCGGACGCUGCAGGUAUCGUCCUGAAGCCCGUGCUGACGCUGCUGCGACACCACUUUUACGAUCUGAGCACAAACGAAGCGGCGGAUCUCCACGCACUCGAUUUUUGCUCGGAUUUACCGUCGUGGCCGGCUUUCCUCGAGCUCCUUGAGUGUUUCAAGACAGAGUUUGGUCACGGCGGGGUCGGCCUGGACUUUUGCGUGCCGUCGACGCGCGCAUGGCCCACCGAGUGGCACCGAGCGCCGCUUGGCGAGAUCGCGCAUGGCGUCGGCCUCCUCAUGGCUGGUUUCGAGGCCAAGAAGGCGCAGCAGUUGGCGGAUACGGGGUUUCUCUUCAACUCGCCGGCGACCUGGCGCCGGACCGUCGACGGGCUGCAGCAAUACCACCGCCUGCACCGAUGUAUCGAGGUACCGCCAAAGUUUGUCGUGCCGGACGAGCCCGCGUGGCCGCAAGACCUUCGUGGCCUACAGCUUGGCCGGUUUUGUGGCUUCUUGAAGCAAGCACUGACGGCGCAGAUGCUGCCGCCAACAACGUAA
This is a messenger RNA of Saprolegnia parasitica CBS 223.65, 1707 nucleotides long. RefSeq lists its product as hypothetical. The record is from RefSeq and is a predicted model, not a curated record. The coding region runs from base 1 to 1707 and encodes 568 amino acids. NCBI's taxonomy places the organism in Eukaryota, Oomycota, Saprolegniomycetes, Saprolegniales, Saprolegniaceae. The transcript is spliced from 2 exons.